Messenger RNA from Triplophysa dalaica, 6503 nucleotides. It is a transcript of the gene atn1, whose product is annotated as atrophin 1. Gene Ontology annotation, molecular function: transcription corepressor activity. Gene Ontology annotation, cellular component: nucleus. NCBI's taxonomy places the organism in Eukaryota, Metazoa, Chordata, Actinopteri, Cypriniformes, Nemacheilidae. The record is from RefSeq and is a predicted model, not a curated record. The transcript is spliced from 10 exons. Bases 882 to 5825 code for a protein of 1647 amino acids.
UGUGUGAGAGACCGCUUGACUGGUCACUCCAGUGCAGCCCAAAAUCAUGGAGGCUCCGGUCAUGGCAAAGGGAGUAUUUACUAUAGGACUGAAUGGGCCUCUUGAAACGCGUGGGUAAUAUUGCCCAUUUAAAAAUAAUAAUUGUGACAUUACACCUCAUUAAGGUAGCACAAUUAAGCCUAAUUACAACCCAUUAACUAAUCAAGGAGUUCUAGGUUAAUUUCCUUAAUCAAGUGCGUGUAAUCGACAAAGAAAUAAGUGGUCGUUCUCGUAAUGAAGUAAAUCUGCACAUUUUUGUUCUUUUUCUUUGCGUCUUCCAUUUGCUUUCCGUUCCUCACCUUUCUCUCCCCCCUUAAAGAAUAAGCGAAAUCACGCCCCUUCGCACCCUCGACUUGCACGAGUGGUCGUGCGUCUCUCACUCGCCCCUCCGUUUGGAGAUUUGUGCCCUUACUGACUGCAAAAAAAAGAGUGCAAGUCGUCUUGACAGAGGAACGGGAGAGGGGCAGAAAGACAAGGGGGUGGGGAAGAAUCAAACGUACGCAUCAAUUUGUACAGUCUUGAGCUGCACCCCGUUUUCUGCGCCGAUUUCAGGGGGAGCGGCUGGGAAGCGAGAAAACGCUGCGAUAUUUGCGGAGCCGCAACAAUGUAAAUCGGCGCGUCGCGUAACGUUACCCUCUAUGUUUGAACGCGCGUAGGUCAAUGUACAGUACAAACGGCAGAAGGAGAGAGAGAAAGAAAGGGAGAUACGCAUCGCUGGAUGUUAUAGGAUUCAAAGUUUCAGUGCUGGUAGACAGCCUGUAGGCCAACCAUCCCAAUUGUGGUCACGUUCCAGCUUUAUGUAAUGGCUGACUGGAAGGAAUGGACCACAUAGAGAGCUAGUUAUGAAGACCCGAACCCACAAAGAAUCGAUGCCCGCACGCAGUGGACGCAGGAGGGGGGGGAACGAGGAAAGGAGGGGUAGACGUCCGCACCCCAGUCCCUCUCGAGCAGAGCGCAACGAAAGGCAAACACAAAGAACUGCUGGAGAGGAAUUGGCUGCUGGCCGUUUCAGUCGUCGAUCUCAAGGCCACGAUUCAUCAGAAAGUGAAGGAGAGGAGCUAGUACCCCCACCAAAAAGACAGAAAGUCCAGGACCCCUCUUCCAAUCCCCCAGCUCCACCCCUUUCAACUAACACUCCAACUUCAGCUCCACCCCCAACGUCAAGUAACAGUCAGUCAAGAGAGAGUGACAAUGAAGAUGGCCAAUCACAAGGCAGCAGGAGCUCGGUUGGAGGCAGCUUAGCCAAUAGUAGCAGCAGCAUAAGCAGUGGUCGGGAUAUUGACCAGGACAAUCGAUCCUCUUCUCCGAGUCUCUCUGCUUCCCCAUUGGCCAGUUUGGAUUCUGAAUCAGACUCUCCAGAUUCCCCAAAGCAGAAUGAUAAAAACAAAGAUGGAGGCACAUCAAAAUGUAUGCCGGAGGAUCGGAGAGGAUCGGGGAGGGUUGAGGAGGGCAGUGCUGGGGACCAGAGAGACAAUGAAGCCGCAAUGGAGGGAGAUUUGUCUCCCCUAAAGUCCCCAUCAUCUCUCUAUCCAUCCCAUCGUGGAGUAGUGGACUCUACCAGUGAUACAAGUAGCAGCAGGAAGUCAUACUUCCCCCUAGAUUCCAAACCUGCAAGUAAAUUAGAAUACACAGGGUCUGGUGGUACUGAGACGAUGCAAACCUGCAGCCGUAUCACUUCCAAAGCAGCCACUCAGUGUGUGAAACCUGGUGUGGGAGGGGUUGAGUAUUCCCAUGGGAAUUCAAAUGUGAGCCAUGCUUCAACUCUCCCACCUCCACCUGCUCUGAAACCUCUAGAGGUGGGGCAGAACCCUCCAGGUGGGGAAAGUAAAACAGACAAACCAGAGAAAGGCGAUAAGUCUGCUCCACCCUCCUUGCUUCCACAAGCUAGUACUAUUCCCCAGCAACCUCCACCUCCCAGCACUCACCACUACACCCCCACCAGCUGGUCAGGGGGACCUCCCGGCAACUGUCCUGGCAACUGGGGAUACAUACGUUACCCAGGUAACCACCACACACAUCCAAACCAGCAACCCCCGGUGCAGCAACAGCUUCCCUCUGUGUACAAUUCUCCUUCAUCCACGCGCCACUCCUCCCACCCACCUUACCUGCCUCACCCUCAUCCCCACCCACAUAAAGAAUACCUGCCUAGGUAUGGCACUGCAGCUGACAGGGAAAGGGGCGGAAGGGAAUUUGGUAACAGAGACUUCCCUGCUAAUAAUAGCAGUAGCACCGCAAACAGCAGCGGUGGUAGCACUUCUAGUGGCGGAGGACCCAACUCUAAUGCUGGCCGGGAUUUCGGGAACCCUUUAGCUGGUCAGGGCAGAGAAUUUAGCUCAAAUCGAGAUGGGUCUGCAGGUCCACCAAGUGGUAGGGAAUAUGGACCUGGAUUUAGAGAGCGUGAACGGGGGAGGGAGUUUCCUUUGCAGAACCAGCAGCUUCAAGCUCAGGUGAGAGAGUUUGGACCUGAAAGCACAGGAGGUGGAGGGUCUCUUUCAAGAGACAAGGAUGGCAGGUGGGGAGAGUUAACAGGUCAGGUUAGAGAGGCAGGAAGUAACAAUUACCCUGGUACUGCUAACCAGACACCUGUAGGUGCCCCAUCUUCUGGUGUACUUUCAACAGCAGUGAACCGUGACCCAUCCAGUUCACCACAAAACACCUCCAGUCAUCCAACAUUUUCUUCUGCAAAUUCAAAUCCUCCCAGUAGAGAUUAUCCACCUCCUAUGGAUCCAAAUGUACAGCAGACACUGCAAGGACAGACUCCCCAAGCAGCUUCCAACCCUGCAGACCUCCCUCCUCCUCCACACUAUUUGAGAGAGUACCCCCCUUCAGGGACAAAGGACUACCCAACCUCUGGAGCAACCUCUGUCCCACAUUCUGGUGUGCCCAGGGAUUACCCAAGCCCACCUGGAUUGGCCCCAAACCUUGCACGGGAAUAUCCUGGUGGACCUCCUCAUCACAGCCACUACCCUGGCCAGACUGCCUUACCUAUGCAGCACAGAGACAGAGAAAAGGAAAGCACUGCAUCCGCUCAUCAUUCAAAUCGCAGUCACCCACCAUCUCUUUCUCCUUCAUCAGGGGGCUCUGGACACGGACAUCCAACAUCUACUUCUUACCCUCCUCCUCCACCACCUCCCCCCCCUACUAGUUCACAUGGUCAACCACCACCCAUCACAUCCCUUCCAGGCAGUCAUGUUCGACAGGGACCAUAUCCUUCAUCCAAUCAAACUCCACCAACACCACUGUCUCCUCUUCCCAGCCCCUCAACUAAUCAGAUGGGAGGCUUUGCUCCUUUUCCAUCCACCUCUGCUCCAGCUGUACAACUGCCUGCAUCAGGUGUGCCCAGCUCCUGUCCAUCGAGACCCACUUCUUACCACAGCACUUUAAGCAGUCAUACCCCUUUCAGUAGCUCUUACCAUGGCAACAGUAACCAUGGAAAUGCUAUGGCAAAUAGCAACGCUCCCAACAAUAGCAAUAGCACUAACACUCAAUUGCACUCCCCUCAAAACUCUAAAGUACCACCACAUCUCAGUAACCAAGGCCAUAACAACACUGGUCCAACCCCUGGCACAUCUGUUGGAGGUAAUUGCCACUCCGAUACGACCUCUGGUGUUGUGCCAACACCUGUCAUCAAGGAGGAACCAGUAGAGGAGAGAGAGGAGAUAGAGAGCCCACCUCCAGUUAUCCGAAGCCCAUCCCCAGAACCAAAACCAGUUGACAUUCCAAUCCAUGCUAGUCAAUCAGCUAGGUUCCACAGGGUUCUUGACCGGGGGAGUGGGAACUCAUGCGCUCGCAGUGACGUGUUAUUUGUUCCACUCGAUGGUUCUAAACUUUGGAAGAAGAGAAAUGAGACUAUAGAACGUGCCCGUAGAGAGGUAGAACAGCGUGCAAGAGAUCUGCGAGAGAAAGAGAGGGAACGUGAGAGAGAAAAGGAGAGAGAAAGAGAUCUGGACAGACACCUGCAGCAAAAGGAGAGUGGUACCAGUACAGGGUUGGGAGCUGCAGGCGCACGCCAGGGCUCUUCACUCUUCUUUCCUUCUUCGUCCUCCAUCCUUCUAGACCCUUCAUCAUCAUCUUGCUCUUUAAACCCCUCUCACCCCACAGCCCAUCCACAGCACCACCCCUCCCAUCAUCCCUCCCAUCAUCCCUCCCACCCUCACCAUCACCCCCACUCCCUUCACCACUCACAUCCUCUGCAUCCAUCUCUCUCUCACGCCAUACCUCAUUCCCUCCUCCUCCCCUCCAUGGCAGGGGGAUCUGGAGUCGUUGGAGGCCCUCAAGGUGCUCUUGGAAUCGGGCUUGGGGGUCCUUAUUUGGGCCCCGAUACCCCAGCCUUGAGAACCCUGAGUGAAUAUGCUCGUCCCCAUGCCAUGUCUCCACUAGGCGCUGCCAGCAGAGUGCAGGCACAUCACCCCCACCUGCACCACCACCCUCACCCACAUGCGCAUCCCCAUUUUCAGCACCCUUCAUUUUUCCUGUCCCAGUUCCAAAACCCAGCCCUUGCACACCCUCACCACCUUCCAGCCGAUGCUGCCACAGCGGCUGCCAUCCUGGGCUUUUUGUACGGGGGUGGCCUGGAGGGAGGCCCCACCCACCCAGGGCCUGGACCGGGGCAUGGUGGGCUGACUGGGACGGGGCUUGGAGGAGUGGGAUUCCCUCAUGCUGUAGCGGCUCAUCGAGACAGAAUGAAGCCCGGAUUUGAGUUUAAGAGUGAGGAGCGUGUCUACACAGCUGGAGGCUUAGCCGAUCCGGCACUAGCUUUGUCACACGCGCACUCACACGCACACUCACACUCCCUGCUGCUGGGGGGUGGAGCAGGAGGCGGAGCAUCAGGUAGCGAGGUGACGCUUUAUGGUACGACCCCACCUCCCGCUCCACCCCCUCAAGCUUUAGCCACGGCGACUCGGAAUCCCAACCCCGCCCCUCAGCCUCUGUCAGUCCCACCCACCUCGUCUAUUCUCCCAGCUUCACUCCCCACCCACCAGGUUCCUGCGGGUGCUCCAGUGACGCCGGCAGCCCCUGCAGCUCCCCCUCAACCUCCUCCCCCGCCUCCUCCACCUCCUACAGCAUCCUCUAUUCAUCACCCCUCCCCACACUCAAACUUUCCAAGUACUCACACUUCUUGUCAACCUCCGCCCGUCCCAACUCAGGCCCCACCCUCUGAACGAUAUCCCACCCCUGUGCGCACUCCUCCCAGCACAGAGCGUGCAAGGAGCGUGGAGAGGGAGAGAGAGAGAGUGAUACCAGCCACAGAGCGGGAGAGAGAAAGGGCAGGGACAGGUGGAGGAGGAACAGGAGGCGGCACUGCCGCUGGAGGAGGUACAGGAGGAGGAGAUUCUCUUGGACGACUACAGAUGCUGAACGUGACUCCUCAUCAUCACCAGCAUUCACAUAUUCACUCUCAUCUUCAUCUGCACCAGCAAGAGACAGCCGCGGGAGGGGUACACCCCCUAAUGGAUCCUCUGGCAUCAGGGUCUCCCCUGGCCCGUCUGCCGUACCCCGGGGCUGCUCUUGGGCCCCCUAUCCUGGCUCACUCUCUAACUGACAGUGAGGUGCUUCGACAGCAGCUCUUUGGUGGUCCUUUUCGUGAUUUGCCCCAGUCCUCGUCUCUGGGUGGGUCCAUGUCUGCAGCUCACCAGCUCCAGGCGAUGCAGCAAGCUCAGAGCGCUGAGAUUCAGUUCCAGAGACUCGCCCUGGAACAGCAGUGGAUCCACCACCACCACCAUCACUCCCUAACACAGGACGAGUUCUAUAGCCACCUGAAAAAAGAGAGUGACAAAACUCUGUGAGAAAGACAAAGGAGAGGAAGAAAUGAAGGAAGGAUGAAGUGCAAAUAAAACCAAUCAUUCAAUACGCAGCACUGAUUGACUGAACGUUACCAGAUGGAGGGGACACCGGAAUACAUAUCAUUCAAUGUGAAUUAAACUAAAUAGAGGCGCAACAAAAAAGGUGUAUAUUCCAAAAAGGUGAAAUGUAUAACUCUGGCACAGCCUACAUACUGUGUCACUAAAUGAAUAUUCCCAAACGCCCCAGGGAAUUGAUUCUUCAUUGUGUUUAAUACACCAGACAGAGAAGUUUAGGCUGUGGUUCAGUCUAUGUACAUUACGUCAUGCCAGAAAGAAUGUUUAAAAAUGAAGUCUCCUUUUAUGUAUUUGCAUGUAGCUAGAUACAAAAGCCCAGUGGGCUAAAACUCUUGUUCUGUUUUUGUUUUUGAACUCGAACACUCUAAAAGAGUGUGUUUAUGAGAGGGUGCAUGAGAUGACCGGCUUUCCUUCAUAAAUUGUUUCUUUUUCGUGUUCUUAUUAAAAUGAUUGAUGUCGUUUGUUAAUAAUUAUAUGAUUAUAUAAACAUUAUUUUUUAUUAUUUUUUUACAUUUUCAUGGUACCACUGUUUAUUUUUAAUUUUUUAUGUUGAAUUGACCUUGUGGGAAAAAUGCAAGAUAAAAAAAAUAAUGAAAAAGAAAAACC